This is a messenger RNA of Staurois parvus, 393 nucleotides long. The record is from the annotation of a GenBank genome assembly. Lineage: Eukaryota; Metazoa; Chordata; Amphibia; Anura; Ranidae.
AUCAAGCACCUAGGCAUACAGACUGCUUCUACAAACAUUUGUGAAAGAAUGGGUCGCUCUCUGGAGCUCAGUGAAUUCAAGCGUGGUACCAUGAUAGGUUGCCACCUGUGCAAUAAGUCCAUCAGUGAAAUUUUCUUGCUACUAAAUAUUCCACGGUCAACUGUUAGUGGUAUUAUAACAAAGUGGAAGAAACUGGGAACAAGAGCAACACAGCCAUAAAAUGGUAGGCCACAUAAAAUGACAGAGCGGGGUCAGUGCAUGCCAAAGCACACAGUGCUCAGAAGUUGCCAACUGUCUGCAGAGUCAGUAGCUAAAUACAUUGAAACUUUGUGUGGCCUUCAGAUUAGCACAACAGUCCAUAGAGAGCUUCAUGGAAUGGGUUUCCAUGGCCGA